This is a messenger RNA of Leptopilina heterotoma, 1473 nucleotides long. RefSeq names its product LETM1 domain-containing protein 1. The record is from RefSeq and is a predicted model, not a curated record. Bases 182 to 1288 code for a protein of 368 amino acids. Gene Ontology annotation, cellular component: mitochondrial inner membrane. The transcript has 3 exons. Gene Ontology annotation, molecular function: ribosome binding. NCBI's taxonomy places the organism in Eukaryota, Metazoa, Arthropoda, Insecta, Hymenoptera, Figitidae. Gene Ontology annotation, biological process: intracellular monoatomic cation homeostasis.
GUGAUAGGACUUUUACGUUCCUAACCUAAUUUAACAAAAAUACAACAUGGUGUUUUUGGAGUAUUUUAAUUGUUCCAUAUCAUUCCUCAUAAAGAAUACAAUUAACCACUGUCAGUCUUGUAAAUUAAAUCACUAGUUAAAAGAAAAUUCUAAUAAAUGUGAAAAGCGAGCAAUUGCAAAAAUGUUGAAAAUAUUUAGUAAUAAAUUUGGCAGUGGAAAUCGGUUCCCAGUCCUAACCAAUAAAUACUUUUCUCAAUAUAAAGGAUUACUGACAAAUAAACCUGAAAAUAAAAUAAAAACACCACAAACAGCGUUUGAAAAAAUGAAUGAAUUACGUGGAAUGAAGAACAUGAGUUUUAUGCAAAAAUACAAAAGUUACAUCAAUUUUAUGAUUCAACAUUACGAUAAUAAUAUGACAAUUGUUGAAAAAAAAUUUCCAAAAAUGAAAGUUAUGAGGGUAUUUAAUACGGGACUCAAGGAUUUGUAUCAGGAUGUAAAGAAGUAUAUGUCGAUAAAGAAGAAGAAGAAUCAAGUUGGAAGUCAAGGAUUGACUAGAGAGGAACUUGAGUUAAAUUUUAAAUUACCGAAUGAUUUGAUAAAAGUAUCGCCAAUCUUGAUAAUCUCCGCUAUUCCAUUCACAAAUUACAUUGUAUUUCCAUUAAUUUAUUUCUUUCCACGAGUAUUUCUAGUCUCUUACUUUUGGACAUUGCAACAGAGACUUGAUUUUUUUCUCUACAACUAUAAACGAAAAUUGAAGUACAAUAAACCUGUUUUUCGAUGUUUACAAGCGCAAAAAAGAGAUAUUAAACGUUUACCAUCGGCUGUGCGAUGGAAUAGUGUUAUUGCAUGCAUUGGAAGUGGUACACAUCCAACAACGUCGGAUAUUAUUGCUUGUAAGGAUUUAUUCACAGGAUAUCCAUUUUCGAUAAAUUCUCUCAAACAAAAUCACGUAAAUGAUUUAUUAAGUUUGCACACAAUGCCACGAUGGAUGCCGUUCAGAAGAAAAAGACUAAUAAAGAGGGGAUUUUUAUUAAAAAAUAUGGAUAAUGCUAUUCUAAAGGAAGGCGGUGUUACGAAAAUUUCAACUGAAGCUUUAAAAUGGGUUGUAUCAUUUCGAGGUUUAAAUCCAGUAAAUAUGUCAAAUGAAUCAAUGCAAGAGUGGCUUGAUCAAUGGCUUAUUGUCUCGUCUGCAGUCGAUAAAGAGAGCAUUUCAUUACUUCUCCAUUGUCCCGUACUAUUGGCAUACAAUCAUCCCACAAACUGGACUUUAUUGUAUCGUAAAGUGUAAAUAUCACAAAAGAGGAAAAAAAAAUAAUUUUGACAUGGUAAACCUUUUUUCUUAAAUAUUGUAAAAUAAUUUCCAUUUUCUUCUUCUUCUUGACCAAAAAAAAGUCUAUCGCUGACAAAAAUUAAGUUAAAUUAUUGUAAAUAACUAAAGUAGAAUUUUAAUAAAUACUUCUAUGUAUCAACUUU